AGAUGAGGAUGUCCAAGAAGAAUUGGUUUGGUAAUAUCAGAAAGAAACUAUUCAGGUCAUCUCCUCCACAUAAAAAUAUCAUUGUUCUUCAUAACAACACAAUUACCAAUAGGACUAGCAGCGCCAAUGGACGGUCAUCUACAAAGAAAAAUAAUGGGCACAUCUAUUUUAUGUCGAAAGAGGAUAUGGCUGCUAUUACUAUCCAAUCUCAUUUUAGGGGACAUCUUGCUAGACGGGCGUUUAAGGCACUGAAAAGCCUUGUGAGGCUUCAAGCAGUGGUACGAGGGGCAUGUGUGAGAAGACAAGCACGGAUAGCUCUGCAUUGCAUGCACGCCCUUGCACGAUUGCAGGUUACUGUCCGAGCUAGGCAACUCCUCAGCAAGUGCAAUGACCGUUGAUAAAAAAUCUUUUUA
This is a messenger RNA of Solanum verrucosum, 413 nucleotides long. RefSeq names its product protein IQ-DOMAIN 20. The record is from RefSeq and is a predicted model, not a curated record. The transcript has 2 exons. Bases 3 to 398 code for a protein of 131 amino acids. Gene Ontology annotation, molecular function: protein binding. NCBI's taxonomy places the organism in Eukaryota, Viridiplantae, Streptophyta, Magnoliopsida, Solanales, Solanaceae.